CGGAGACUCGAACCCGAAUUUUAGCGGUAUAACGAUAACCUAUCAAUCGCUAUAUGUUUAUCGCGCUGUCAGUAAUAUAAUAUAAAAGCGACUGAACCGGUCUGUUUUUUUUUCCGGCGUUGUUGAUCUUUUAUUUUUUCAAUUCUUAUAUAAUAGUCAUAGCGACGUGAGUGCAGUUUUGCGAGUGUCCUUGUUGUGACUUAAUUAAACAUGAACAACAUAUAUACAAUAAUUUCGAAGGCAAAAAAUCGUAGCAAUUCCCUGAUCAACUUAGCUGAUUUUUUUACAUCGUAGCUACAUAAAUUAAUUUCCGCCGCGCGACGGUUACUUGCAAAAUAAGGAUUGAUUAUUCAUGAAUAUACUGGAUGACAGAUACUUUUUGAUCAUUCGGCGGGAUGUUCGUGGCCAUGGGAGAGCUAUAUUAACAAUUCUCUAAAAAGAAAAAACAAUUUAAAAUUUAAUCAACUAAUUCCAAUAAGAUAAUGAUACGGAAAUUAACGAAAAUGAUAAAUUACUUAAAGGACCCUCAAUUAGUCGCAUCGAUUCAACAAUUUUUUGGGGUCAAAAUAUAUUAUAAUUCCUAUAAAAAAACAUUCCGAGAGGAGGAGAAAAACGUUUAUACAAAAUUUGAUGAUAAUGAAGAAAAUUAUGUUUUAACUUGCCACAGUAAAAGCAUAAAUGGCUGUGAUGCAAGCAAGCAAUUGAAAACACGCACAAAGCAAAUGAAUCCUUUGGAACAGAGAACCAAUGAGCGAACAAACGAGCACAAAGAAACUUUGAUAAUUUCAAAUAAUCCAAAUUAUACAAUCACUAAUCCAUUUUGGUAUUACACAUUUGUGUUUGGAACCGAAUUAGGAGAUGAGAUCUUCUAUUCAACUUUUAUACCUUUCUUGUUCUGGAAUAUCGAUGGAGCUAUUGGCCAAAGAGUAGUCUUAGUAUGGGCCACUAUUAUGACCAUUGGGCAGAUAUUGAAAGAUAUAAUAUGUUGGCCUAGACCAGCGUGUCCUCCGGCAGUUAGAUUACAAAAUAAAUGGUCACAGGAAUACGGAAUGCCAUCCACUCAUGCCAUGGUCGGUUUAACUUUGCCAUUUAGUGUAGUAUUAUUUACAAUGAAUAAAUAUAUUUAUCCAUUUUCUAUCGGCUGUAUUAUGGCAUUUCUUUGGUGUGUACUUGUCAGUAUGAGCAGAUUGUACCUAGGUAUGCAUACUGUACUAGAUGUUUUGGCCGGCUUAGUAUUAGCGAUUGCGUUAAUGAUUCCGCUGGUACCCUUGGUGGAUCUAACAAAUUCUUAUGUCGUCACGAAUUUUUGGCUCGUAGCAAUGCUGAUCGCAAUCAGUAUUGCCACUAUUGUAUACUAUCCAUCCAGUUACAAGUGGACACCUACUAGAAGCGACACUGCCAUGGUCGUAUCAGUCACAGCAGGAAUUCACGUAGGAGCAUGGCUCAAUUAUUGUACAGAUAGAGGCGCUAUCUGUGGAAUGCAAGUUGCACUGACUCGUAAAAAGAACUUCCAUCUUUCGCGGUCAAAAGUGGCCAAACAAUCCAAGAAAAUGGCUUCGUGGAGUAGAGUGCAGUCAGGCUUUGACAUUGAUGAUGAGACUAUUAAUUUUGGGACACGGAUAAUCGCGGAAAACAACGGUUCUCUGUACGAGGCAUGCACCGUGGCAACGAUUCAAUCGCUCGAAAAGGUGGAUCAACAGCCAAAUGUUGUAGCAUCUAUUCAAUAUUCCAAGAUUUGUGUAGCAAUUGACAAGUCUAUUACAAUAUUUAAAGAUGAAACGUGCGAUGAAAUAUUAUGUAAUAUUAGCUUUCCCUCCAUGAUAGCUGGCUACUGCAUUUCAAAGGACGGUGUUUUUUUAAUUGUCAUACUCACAACCAGGAUUUUAUACUGCUUGCAUUUAUCAGAUGGAAAAAUAAUUUUCACCAAAACAAUGCCUGAUAAUGAAGGUGAAGUAAUAGAGAUAUUUUUAAAAGAGCAAAGUGAGGAAACAUUAAUAAUUCUUGUUACAAACACUGGAGCUAUUUACAGAUUCUCGAAAUUUUAUCCUAAAGCUUUAGAUAUUGCAUUUAUCAGUAAUGACAAAGUUACAGUUGCGAAAUAUAUAGCAGAUAUUCAGUGCUCUCAAUUGUUCAAAGGAUUUACUUCUCCGGAGUUUCUUAAUGCUACAGUAGACACAUCAUCAGAAGAACUAUCGAUAACUAUGGUUGGAGCAAAUUCGAUAUUUACUUGGCCUAAUGAACACUAUAUGAAUUUCCAAGAUGUAUUUUCUUUUGGAUAUAAAAAGAUAAAGCCGUUGCAUGGCAAUAGUAAGAUGCUAUGUCUACGUACAGAUAAUAUAUUAAAUAUGAUAUGCGUGAAUACAUUUCUUACGUUGAAAAUAUGCGAUGGCCCAGUAUUUGAUUUCAGCGUAAUACAAAAUGAUGAUCAUUGUGAAAUUUUAUUUUUAACGCGUUCUGAAAACAAUUAUACAACAUGUACAUUACGUGUUAUUUCUUAUCCUGAUUUUGAACAGAAAUUAGAAAUCGACGUAUCUACCAAUACUUGUUUAUUAAAUGUUUUACACGCUUCUGAUAAUCUAUUUUACAUAGAAGGUAUUACUACUGAGAUUGGUACUAUUGAUACAUUUAGAAUAAAAACGAUAUUGGAAAGUAUUCCUGAAAUACGUUUAGCGAGACUAUUAAGGAAGAGACAGUUUGAUGCAGCAGAAGCUUUUGCAAAGAAACUAAAUCUCUCAAUGGAAUCCGUUUAUUGUUCUAAAGCAACAUUACUCGUAGAACAGCUCAGUCCCUGGGCAAAAUCUACUUCUAAUUCAGUCAACGUAGAUACAUUAAUAAAUAUUUUGGAUAAAAUACAAAAUGUGCAAUAUGUGAUUGAAUGUUGUAGCAAAGCCCUCAUUUCUGAUUAUAUACAAAUGAGACGGUUAUAUUCGUAUGCUCGACAAAAAAUAGUCGAAAAUAUUAAGAUAAAAAAUAUAGAUGAUUCAUUGAAUACCAGUCUAUCUGUAAUAAAUGACGCUCUAUAUAGACUUGAGACUUUCCAAAUGAUCCAAGAUAUCGAAGCAGAUGGGUUAUUGAACGAUGACGCAAGUAUGAAAGAAUGGAUACGAUUUUCACAAGCAAAUUUAUUGGAAGAAUGUAUUUCUCGCUUAAACAUGGGUCAACUAAAAUCUGCUACAUUAAUUUGGACAAGACAUCUUCCUGAUCUUGUAAAACACAUAUCUAUGCAGACUGUACAGAACAUUUUUACCAUCUUACCUGAAGAUGUGGAUCCAUCGUGUUUAUGGCCGUGGCUUAUUCAUUUUAUACCAACGUUGUUAUCCUUAUUGCCUGAUGCAAUAAAUGAGAUUAUAUCUUGGAGUUUAAAAAAAUUAAAAUAUCUUGAGAUAUCUCAUCGUACAACGUGGCCAGAAAUCGGUACAGAGUUUGCUAAAAAGUUUAUAAAACUGCUCAAAUUUGAAGAUAAUCAAUCAGUGUACUUUCAUCAAGAGUACAGAUAUCAGAACUCUCUACUGAAACAGUUUAUGAUUCUGUUUCAAGCUUUAUCCGAUAUUCAACAAUUGAAAAUUGUUCACAGAUUGAGAGUACCUCUUGACGUAUACAUUGAUUCACCUGUAGAAGCGAUUUAUAUGUUGUUGGAUAAAAUACAUAUUGAUCAAAUAUCAAAUUUUGCAAAUACGUUCCUAAAACAAUAUAUAUUUAAUAAUAAUUUGCAAAACGAUACUGUCUUUUGCACAUAUAUCCAGAAAACUAUAGAAAAUUCGUAUAGUUGGUGGUUUAAUGAAGAAGCUGCAUGGGAGAAAAGAGUUGUUAUUAUAAUAGAUCUUAUACACAACAUAGAAAAACGACUGGAGCAAACUUUAAUAGUUUUAAGAAAAGCGCCAGUGCCUUGGAGUUCAAUUAUAGCUAAUCUAGCAGAAACAAGCAUUAAUUAUGAUCACAAUUUAUCUUUUAAAAUUAAAAUUGAAUGUGAUUACGUUCCAAUAAAACUAAUUUUAAAGAAAUAUGGAUAUGCGACAAUUGGCGUAAAUAAUAAAUUGAUAUCACGUAUAAUAAAAGAAAAUUGCGAUUCCAUGAUUAAUGAUAUAGAUGUGUUAACGAAAAACGAUCAGCAAUUAAGGCAAGAUGCAUUUUGUCGGUGCAUAAAUGCCCGAUUGAAGGAAAAAAAUCUUGAGAGAGCAAUGGAUAUAAUACAUUAUUUGGAAAAUGAUGCUGCCAGCGCUUUAUAUUGUUAUGAAGGAAUUAUUAAUUAUAUUGUUGCAGCUUUUUCUUUUCAAAAUGCAACGACAUCCUUGAUUUACUACAUGGAAAUAUUGGGUUGCUUAGAGCUUAAAAUAUAUAACUUGUUAUCGCAAUCAAAUGUUUGCCCCUAUCGUUGCAACAACAGUAUCAAAAUGAUAAAAGAUUUAAAGUCAUUGUACGCACUGAAAAAAUAUUAUGAGAUUGAUAUUUCUUUGAAAGAUUAUCAUUUGCAGAAGUCACUUGUGUUGCAAAACUAUAUCUCGAAAUUACUUCCAAAUAUGAAGGAGGAUGAUUGGUCAAUAAUGCAGAGGAUGGUUAUUAAAGUUGCCGAAUUGCUAGGAUUAGAAAAGUCGUAUGCAAUUUUAUCUAUGUUAGAACAAAUGAAAAACUUAAACGGACUAGAACAAUUUGUUGAUGAUGAUAAAGAUGAUUUAAAUAUGGUGUCUGAAAAAUUUAAGAAUAUACAUAAGAUAUGUUCAUCAAUAUUACAACAUGCUGCUGUAGACACCAAUGCUGUAAAAGUUGUCAAAAACUUGAGCAUUUUGACAUUAAAUACUUGUCAAGACGGUGAUUUACAGUCAGCACUAAUGCUUUACACUUGUAUCAAUACAUGUCCAAGUUUUCCCACUCAAGAUUGUUUUGAUGUAGAACAGAGACCACCAUCUAAUUGGAAACUAUAUACAAUUUAUAAGGAUCAAGCAAUAUCUUUGAAUGAAAAGUUGUUGUUUCUGUUUAAAGAUGCAAUGUCUCUGCACUUAUAUUAUUCAAAUCAAAUCAACACUAAUAAAAUCACAAAUUGCGACGAACAAAUGGACAAAUUAUUGAUUAAUUUUCUGGAAAAUACAAGAAAGAUACAACCUCAGCACAACGAUUAUUCUUUACUACAAAUUUUCAAAACAUUUUAUUUCAUGUACUAUGGCACGUCUGUAAGAAACGAAGAGAUAUUAACAGAAAUGAAAUUUAUAUUAUCAGAGCUUUUGAUAAAUUUAUUGAAAAAGUUGUGCACUGGUCGAUCGUUCGAUUUGCAAUGUGGACUAUCGGCUCUCUUUAUGUUAUCUGAACAAGAGGCAUGCAGUUGGCUUUCUACAGUUUCCGUAUCAUUUCAAGCCGAUUAUAUUCGGCAUUGUACAAUCUCAACUUUGGGAUAUGAAUAUUCGCGCUUGGGGCAAAAUCGAUUGACACAGCCGUUCGAGAGUUAUAAGCUAUUGCAUAUUUGGGCACAACGACUGUCACAUUAUUCAGUAACUUCUAAAG
Messenger RNA from Wasmannia auropunctata (little fire ant), 5493 nucleotides. RefSeq lists its product as uncharacterized. Gene Ontology annotation, molecular function: small GTPase binding. NCBI's taxonomy places the organism in Eukaryota, Metazoa, Arthropoda, Insecta, Hymenoptera, Formicidae. The annotation marks the transcript as partial. The transcript has 25 exons. Gene Ontology annotation, cellular component: kinetochore microtubule; RZZ complex; cytoplasm. The record is from RefSeq and is a predicted model, not a curated record. Gene Ontology annotation, biological process: mitotic sister chromatid segregation; protein localization to kinetochore involved in kinetochore assembly; mitotic spindle assembly checkpoint signaling.